This is a messenger RNA of [Torrubiella] hemipterigena, 2274 nucleotides long. NCBI's taxonomy places the organism in Eukaryota, Fungi, Ascomycota, Sordariomycetes, Hypocreales, Clavicipitaceae. The record is from the annotation of a GenBank genome assembly.
CUCCAUCACCAGAUCAAAUUGCAACGCCUGCACGCCUGACCACCAGCCAAUAUAAUGUACAGCAGUUUACGUACAUGAUGAAAGCAUACACAUUAGAUAUUUCGUCUACAGCCUAAGCGUCCUUUCUGCAAGAUGGAGACUUCACGGAUACCGCAACUCCAGUCAAUUGCCCUCAAAUCACGGCCUAUUUCACCACUAGCAAUCUCUUGGUCAUGUGAUGCUGAACUCGCCAUAGCUACUGAUGACGGUAUUUACAUCUACCUGCCAGUCUACCCCAACUUCAACGACGCGACGCACACCAACCCAGAUGCACUUCCACCGCAGCUAUCACUCUCCCUGCAAACAACAGCUGUAUUUAAACCAAAUCCAGCAAUCAAUGCAAAGCUAUGCGCGUUUGCUGGGGCCGCCGUGCCGACUCUAGGCGCCGAGAGCAAGGGUAACUCAGGCCCUAUUGCGGAAGACCUGAUAUCGGCGUCGGCGUCGGCGAUUGGCCAGGCUGCCAAGGUCGAAUGGUCCCCAAACAUGCUUGGGUUUAACAGGCGCCCAGUAUUGGCGGUGCUAACAACCCACGGCGAACUUAUUGUGGUUGGGGAGGACGCCACGGAUGCGGAUACUCUUGGAGCUACGCAACGAACGCGAAACUUCAAAAACUGGAAGCUUCUCUGGGGAAUUGGGCCCAACAUGCCCCUCCCGGUGCAAGUUCCAGGAGUUGCAACAAAACUUCAAACUACAGAUGAGCGUAUAGUGUCGUUCGCCUGGGCCAAGGAGACCACGCCGGGUACAGCGUUGCUCGCUGUGCUCACUCAUUUAGACGAUGUCGUCGCGUUUUCCGUACAACUCACCUCCAGUGCUCAUGAGCCCCAAAAGAAUGGAUGGCGAGUAGAUGAAGUGGUCCGUUUUAAGGCUGAUGGACCACACGAAAAACGUGACGAGUUCGACGUGGACUUUGUCCCCUCACAGACUGCUUUCUCUCUGAGCUGGAGCCCUUGGGUGCCGCUCCCAAACGGAGGGCAAAGCAGCACAUUAUCAUACACUGCCAACAAUUACAUUGGAUUUCGUAGAGUCACAAUCACCACCCCGUUUGAAAACGGCCAAGUUGCCCCAGUGGAGAUAGAAUCUCAUGACACUCUAAGCAUAUGCCUCCAUUUGCAUCCCAACGCGUUUGUAACUUGGGAAAACGCGAUCUGGCCACAGAAAGACUACCUCAUCGCCCGUGGAAUAAUAUGCACACCCUUUGUAUCAAAACCUUUUCAGGUAGCCCUUACUGGCCCUGUCGGAGAGCCAUUUCAGCCCCAUGAUACCGAGACUUGCGCUACCACAUAUAGCCCCGAGGAUGAAGAUUAUACAAACCCCAUUACAGGUCUCAUUAUACACCAGCCUAAUCCAUCAAAAAAGCCAGACGCGCCCGUAUAUACACUCGUGCGACUCUCAGCCACCGCCUCAAAUGAUGAUUGGUUUGAAACGACGCUGAAUGAGGACUUCCCCGUACCGCAAUGGGCCGAAGAUAUUAGCCAGCGUGUCUCGCGGCGAGUAGCGCGCUCAACAGCCCUUCAAGACCAGGACUCUGACUCAGAUUCUGAAGAGGACGACGGUAAUCGUACAGAUGUCGAUGCAGUAGAGGUUGAUGAACGAGAAAGUCAGGUCUAUCCUCACAUGUAUCGAUUCUGGGGUCUUGCGUCAUCGCCUGGCGAUGGAACAACGGUUGUCUUGGUAUCCCGUCAUAAAACACAACAUGCGGACCGAAAAGGCUUGUCGAAACUCCAAUUUGGCUGGUAUGUUGCUGAAGAAAAUUCACCGGUACAGCCUAAACUCCCCAUGGCAACUACGCUUUCGACCGAAGCAAAACUUUGGGAAUGGAUGUACGGAAAUGGCGAAGGUGUACCUGGUACGGGCACACUCGAUGAAGCAAACGACCAGCCGGCUACAAGUAAGCUCAAGAGUCAGUUUAAGAGUGCUCUUGAGCAUUCAAAAUGCACGUUUUGUGACGAGAAGCUGGAAAUCAAAGAUGACAAUGCGAUUUGUGUCAACCGUCACGCCUUUAUCCUUUGCGUUUCAUCCGGUUUACCCAUAAUGGCACCGGGGACGUCCCGGCUCUGUGCUGUAUGUAAAUCACGUUGUUUGAUGCCAUCUGAGUUGGAACGAAUCGCCAAGGAAUACCUCAAAUCCGACAGAGGGUUAGACAUGGUUAACGAGCUUUGUGGUGGUUGUAAGGGCAAAUUUGUGAUGUGAUGAGAGCUACGAGAAAGUUUUAUAAAUGUAUGAAUGAAUGAAUUA